This is a messenger RNA of Rhinocladiella mackenziei CBS 650.93, 1560 nucleotides long. RefSeq lists its product as uncharacterized. Bases 1 to 1560 code for a protein of 519 amino acids. The record is from RefSeq and is a predicted model, not a curated record. NCBI's taxonomy places the organism in Eukaryota, Fungi, Ascomycota, Eurotiomycetes, Chaetothyriales, Herpotrichiellaceae. The transcript has a single exon.
AUGAUCCUCAGCAAACCUGUACUGUGUAGCACCCUUUUGGGGUUGCUGGCCACAGCUCCUGGGACAUCGGCUCAUACCUGGAUCGAACAGUUGAUGGUUCUUGCUCCGAAUGGUACUAUGGUCGGUGAACCAGGCUUCGCCCGGGGCAAUGUCUUGCGUGGCACUUCUGGUUUCAGUGACCCAGCCAUGGUCAACCUGAUUCCACCGGACGGUCGAACAAUCAAUGACAUCCAACCAGCCGACCUGAUGUGCAAAUCUACCCAAACUUCUCAAACUCAAACCGAUGGUAGCCCCAGACUGCAGGCAGCUCCUGGCUCCGCCGUUGCUUUGAGAUUUCAAGAGAAUGGUCACGUUACUCUUCCCGACAACCAACCCGGCAAACCUCCAAAUCGAGGAACCGUCUUCGUCUAUGGUACCACUCAGCCAAGUCCGGAUGAUUCUUUCCUUGCCAUUCAUCGUGUGUGGAAUGCGGAUGGUACCGGUGGUGAUGGACGUGGUGUUCUUCUAUCCACUCGAGACUUUGAUGAUGGUCAAUGUUAUCAAGUCAAUGGUGGUCAAAUCUCUCAGCAACGUCAGCAACAAUUCCCACAUACACCCAACAGUCUGAUGGGUGCCGAUCUUUGGUGCCAGCAAGACAUCGAGAUUCCGUCCGAUGCUCCGACUGGCCAGCCUUACACGCUCUACUGGGUGUGGGAUUGGCCAACUCUACCGGGGACGGCCGGUUUCCCCGAUGGCAAGCAGGAAAUCUACACCACGUGCAUGGACAUCGACAUUGUAGACGAUACCGGUGUGGAUCCUGUUUCCAAGGUCCAAGCCAGCUAUGCUCAAGGUCAACCUCUUGAAAAUGCUGGUAUUGCCGAGCAAUUGGCAGAUAUCGCCAAUCCCACUGCCGUCACAGGUCAGACUAUUCCAUUUGCCCGAGGCUCCACUUCAUUUUCUUCUCGGUCUGUACCGGCGACUGCCUCUCAAUCGCUAACAUCUUCUCCUACAGGUUCCACCAUCGGAUUCUCAGCAUCGGCCACAGGUCCCGUUCCGGGAGGUGCCAGCGAAGCUAGCGUCGCCGCUGCUACCGAAUCCCAGACCGGUGUCCCUGGCUUCUUGAGUGUGCAUACCGGCUCUACUGCUGGUCCUGGUCUUGAAACUCAAUCGUUUACCGUCAUUCCCAUCAGCGUGACCGCCACCGAUGGCGCACAGCAACCUCAACAGACUGAUGGCUUUGCUCAAGACGGUAGGGGUAGUAAUGGUCGUGGCGAUGACAGCGACGGUACGGCCACCAUCGAAAUUGAUUCGUCUUCCCCUUCUUCUAUUUCUGUUGUGCCUUUACUGAUCGAUUUCGAUGAUGAUGAUACAGGUGCUCAAGUCACUCCCGCAGCAAACGCCAAUGCUGUCGUUGCCACGUUCACUGAGUAUGAAUCUGUCACCGAGACACUUUAUCAGACUGUGUACAACAUAGUCUACACCAAGCGUGACGGUAUACCUCCCUUUCCCAUGUCUCAACGAUUCACCUGGUGCUUCCCCUACUGGUGGCUAUCAAAGUGGUCAUGCAGCCCCGACAGAUAG